AUGUCAUUUCAUAUUCAAACACUUUUAGGUGAUUUAUAUGAAAUCAAUUUCAAUUCAUUAUUAUGUAUUCCAAUUUCUUAUCUAUUCUAUGUUUGUGUCACUCUGCUUUAUUGGUCAUUCGUCAGUCAAGGGUUUUUUCGUCUUUCUCGAAUAGUUUAUCCAAAUAUUCAAUAUCUUCAAUCAUUCUUCUUAUAUUUUAUUUUAUUUUUCAUUGAAUUAAUUUUUAGUUCGAUUAUUUUAUGCCCACUUCUUUUUUGGCAUUGCUUGGCCUAUUUUACUAACGAAUAUUAUUGUUCUAUCAAGUUCACAAAUAUUAAUGCUGUGCUUUCGUUUGCGUUUAUCUCUUAUGGAAGUUCACUUUUGUUAUUAUCAUUAAUCUAUUUAAGAAUUGUAAUAUUUCUCCGUCGACAACCAAAAAAUCAGAGUUUAAUCGUUAAACAACGUCAACACAGAGAUUUGGCGGUUUUCCAACGUAUUCUACUGACUGUAGGUUUAUUAGUAAUGAUCGGAAUACCAACAGUAGUCUUUGUAAUAAUAGCACAGACUACAGGUCAAGAUUAUUUUCUUGCUUUUCGUGUUAUUUGGCCAUUUUUUAGCCUAUCGAUGAUGAUGACAGAUAUAUUAUUAGUAAUGUUUUCCCCACAAUUAAAAGUUAUUAUUCGUUCCAAUCGAGUUGUACCUUCACAAACAACAACCGUGAAUUCAAUUGAACAGCAUCAUCGUGCGAAUAUACCUAUGAAUGUAUUUUAA
Adineta ricciae is the source of this 750-nucleotide messenger RNA. NCBI's taxonomy places the organism in Eukaryota, Metazoa, Rotifera, Eurotatoria, Adinetida, Adinetidae. The record is from the annotation of a GenBank genome assembly.